Molecule: messenger RNA, 8244 nt
Organism: Manis pentadactyla (Chinese pangolin)
Lineage: Eukaryota; Metazoa; Chordata; Mammalia; Pholidota; Manidae
Gene: NPAS3
Product: neuronal PAS domain protein 3
Exons: 13
Coding region: 512-3322 (936 amino acids)
Biological process (GO): regulation of transcription by RNA polymerase II
Molecular function (GO): protein dimerization activity; RNA polymerase II transcription regulatory region sequence-specific DNA binding; DNA-binding transcription factor activity, RNA polymerase II-specific
Source: RefSeq, a predicted model, not a curated record
GGUGGGGCCCGGGCCGGACUGUCCGCGGGCUCGCGCGGCAGCCCCCCCGCCGCCACCUCCCCCUUCGCCGCCGCCGCCGCCGCCGCCGGUCGCCUGUCUCCGCGCUGGGCAUGCCUCGGGAGCCGGAGCGGCCCGGGCCGCGGCGGCUCUGCGGCGCAUGGACGGCGGCGGCGCCGGGCGGGCAGGGGGAGGAGAAGGCGCCGGCGGCGGAGGAGGCGGCGACCUGCGGCAAGAGGCACCGGCGGCGCGAGGGGACGGCCGGCCGCCGGCGAGGCUCCGGCCCCACUACUUUUCCGUAGCCUCCCGCCGCAGCAGCACGGCCGCCGCCGCCGCCGCCACGGCCACGGCCACGGCCACGGCCGCCGCCCGCCGGGCCGCCGCUGAGCGCCGCGCACGCCCGCACUCACUCCCGCCACCCCACGCACACGCACACCCCCGCCCUCCCCACGCCCCCCGCCCCGGGAGGGGGGAGAGAGGCAAAAAGUAAGAGAGGAAAAAAAAUAGCAGGAAGAUGGCGCCCACCAAGCCCAGCUUUCAGCAGGAUCCUUCCAGGCGAGAACGAAUAACUGCCCAGCAUCCUCUGCCCAACCAAUCAGAAUGUAGGAAAAUCUACAGAUAUGACGGAAUCUACUGUGAAUCUACCUACCAGAAUUUACAAGCACUGAGAAAGGAGAAGUCCCGAGAUGCUGCUCGCUCCCGCCGGGGAAAAGAAAAUUUUGAGUUCUAUGAAUUGGCCAAGUUGUUGCCUCUCCCUGCAGCCAUCACUAGCCAGCUUGACAAGGCAUCCAUAAUUCGACUUACAAUUAGCUAUCUGAAAAUGAGGGACUUUGCUAACCAGGGGGAUCCUCCAUGGAACUUGCGAAUGGAAGGCCCCCCACCCAACACAUCAGUAAAAGGGAUACAAAUGUGGAAAUCUGAAAUCUGCAUGAGAAAGACACCAUGUGAAGGUGCACAACGAAGGAGAAGCCCCAGUGCACUGGCUAUUGAAGUAUUUGAAGCACAUUUGGGAAGUCACAUUUUGCAGUCCCUGGAUGGCUUUGUAUUUGCACUAAAUCAAGAAGGAAAAUUUUUGUACAUUUCUGAAACAGUCUCCAUCUACCUAGGCCUCUCACAAGUGGAGCUGACAGGCAGCAGCGUCUUUGACUAUGUUCACCCCGGGGACCACGUGGAGAUGGCCGAGCAGCUGGGCAUGAAGCUCCCGCCUGGGCGGGGUCUCCUCUCGCAGGGCACAGCUGAGGACGGAGCCAGCUCGGCAUCUUCCUCCUCGCAGUCGGAGACCCCUGAGCCAGUGGAGUCAACCAGCCCCAGUCUGCUAACCACUGACAACACUCUUGAGCGUUCCUUUUUCAUCCGAAUGAAAUCUACUCUGACCAAACGCGGCGUGCACAUCAAAUCAUCAGGAUAUAAGGUGAUUCACAUAACAGGCCGGCUACGACUGCGGGUGUCGCUGUCCCAUGGGAGGACUGUCCCCAGCCAAAUCAUGGGGCUUGUGGUUGUGGCUCAUGCCUUGCCUCCCCCUACGAUCAAUGAAGUCAGAAUUGACUGCCAUAUGUUCGUCACUCGAGUAAAUAUGGACCUCAAUAUCAUUUACUGUGAAAAUAGGAUUAGUGAUUAUAUGGACCUGACCCCUGUAGACAUUGUAGGGAAGAGAUGCUACCACUUUAUUCACGCCGAAGACGUCGAGGGCAUCAGGCACAGCCACCUGGACUUGCUGAACAAGGGCCAGUGUGUGACCAAGUACUAUCGCUGGAUGCAGAAGAAUGGAGGAUAUAUUUGGAUACAGUCUAGUGCCACCAUAGCUAUUAACGCCAAGAACGCAAAUGAGAAGAAUAUCAUCUGGGUGAAUUAUCUUCUUAGCAACCCUGAGUACAAGGACACGCCAAUGGACAUCGCACAGCUUCCCCAUCUGCCUGAGAAGACCUCGGAGUCCUCCGAGACAUCCGACUCUGAAUCAGACUCUAAAGAUACCUCAGGUAUUACAGAGGAAAACGAGAACUCCAAGUCCGACGAGAAGGGGAACCAGUCAGAGAACAGCGAAGAUCCGGAGCCCGACCGGAAAAAGUCGGGUAACGCGUGCGACAACGACAUGAACUGCAACGACGACGGCCACAGCUCCAGCAACCCAGACAGCCGCGACAGCGACGACAGCUUCGAGCACUCGGACUUUGAGAACCCCAAGGCGGGCGAGGACGGCUUCGGCGCGCUGGGCCCCAUGCAGAUCAAGGUGGAGCGCUACGUGGAGAGCGAGUCGGACCUGCGGCUGCAGAACUGCGAGUCGCUCACGUCUGACAGCGCCAAGGACUCGGACAGCGCGGGCGAGGCGGGCGCGCAGGCCUCCAGCAAGCACCAGAAGCGCAAGAAGCGGCGAAAACGGCAGAAGGGCGGAAGCGCCAGCCGCCGGCGCCUGUCCAGCGCGUCGAGCCCCGGGGGCCUGGACGCCGGCCUGGUGGAGGCCCCGCGGCUGCUGUCCUCCCCCAACAGUGCCUCGGUGCUCAAGAUCAAGACGGAGAUCUCGGAACCCAUCAACUUCGACAACGACAGCAGCAUCUGGAACUACCCGCCCAACCGGGAGAUCUCCAGGAACGAGUCCCCCUACAGCAUGACCAAGCCCCCCAGCUCGGAGCACUUUCCGUCCCCGCAGGGCGGCGGGGCCGGCGGCGGGCUGCACGUGGCCAUCCCCGACUCGGUCCUCACGCCGCCCGGCGCCGAUGGCGCGGCUGCCCGCAAGACUCAGUUCAGCGCCUCGGCCACUGCCGCCCUGGCCCCAGUCGCCUCUGACCCGCUGUCGCCCCCGCUCUCUGCGUCCCCGCGGGACAAGCACCCCGGGGGCGGAGGCGGAGGCGGGGGCGCCCCCAGCGCAUCCAACUCGCUGCUGUACACUGGGGACCUGGAGGCUCUGCAGAGGUUGCAGGCCGGCAACGUCGUGCUGCCGCUGGUGCACAGGGUGACCGGGACCCUGGCCUCCACCAGCACGGCGGCGCAGAGGGUCUACACCACGGGCACCAUCCGCUACGCUCCCGCAGAGGUGACCCUGGCCAUGCAGGGCAACCUGCUGCCCAAUGCGCACGCUGUUAACUUCGUGGACGUUAACAGCCCCGGCUUCGGCCUCGACCCCAAGACGCCCAUGGAAAUGCUCUACCACCACGUGCACCGGCUCAACAUGUCGGGACCGUUCGGCGGCGCGGUGAGCGCAGCCAGCCUGACGCAGAUGCCCGCCGGCAACGUGUUCACCACGGCCGAGGGACUCUUCUCCACGCUCCCCUUCCCCGUGUACAGCAACGGCAUCCACGCGGCACAGACUCUGGAGCGCAAGGAGGACUGAGACCAGGGCUCCCCCGGAGGCAUCAUCGGCGUUUUCGUUUAGACCUUUAAUUCUAGCACUUUGAAUUCGAGCAGGUCAGCGUCUUCUCUCACCACGACGGUCCCCACCCCACCCCUUCUUUCUUUAACUUGACUAUUCUUUCCUGUAAAGAUAUGUUUAUUUUUUGCCUUCAGAGAGUCAGAUGACCAGUUGCCUGCCAUUUUGUCGUCUUCUAAGAUGUGUGUUGGGUUGUUUUGCUUUCCUUUGCAUCUUUAUUAAGAUGUCUUUAAUGUGUAUAUGCCUCUGCCAUAGAAUACUCAGUCUUGUGGUCGAGAGUUUUCUCAAGUGACAACCAUUGGGUUUUCUUCAUAAAGAUCUUGAUAUGAUCAAGAUUGAAAGAGACAAGCAAACAAUGUGCCCUGUUUGACUAAGUCAAAUGAAAUGGGGUGGUGUUUUGUUUUUUGUUCCUAAUUCCUUUAAAAAUAGGGGGAUAGUAUUUUAGAAUUUUAUGCAGAAUUUAAUUCUCUUUUUAUGAUUAAGAUUUUCUUACUUGCACAUAAAAAUAAUUUGGGUUCUUAAACUUAAUUUCUGGCCUGUGACUAGAAUGUUUAAAAAAAAAAAGUUGGACUAAAUGUUAAUUACUGAAACAUUAACUUAAUUUCUAAAACCAUGGUGCUAUCAUUUAUUAAUCUGUAAUGUCUUCAUACAAAAUGCAGCUCCUGGGCUGGGUUUUGGGAAAACCGUGUUCUGUCCUGGUCUGGAGCCCCGUUGCUGCAGUCUCCUUGGUUAGUUAAGACAAAGCCCUCAUUAACAUUUGCUGCAGGACUUAAAAUUUUUUACCUCCCAACUAACAAACAUAGCCUCACGUUAAAUUUAAUGGGUCAGUAAAGCUCUUUUUAAAGGGGCUUUUGGAAAAUUCCAUCAAACUGAUUUGAGGAGCAGUUUAGGUACAUACUGCCCUUUGAUGAGCUUUUUUUUUUUUUAAAUUCCUUUUCUCAGUCUGACUGAGGCUAAUUUUUGCGACAUCAAUAACACUUCGGAGUAAAAGAAGGAAAAAAAUAUUUAACAUUUUUUUUUUCAUUUCUUGCUAUAAAAGGAAGAUUGUAUUUUGGGGGACUGAUUUGAUUUGAUGGAAAUAUUUUUUUUCCCUUUGGUUCUCUUAUUUCUAGGUGGAAACCAAUAAGGUUUAACACGAAAGAGUGGGUUAAUAAGCUUCAAACAGAUAACUGCAACUGAAAACUGCACAUUAAGUAAAAAAAAGAAAAAAAAAGAAAAAGAAAAAGAAAAAAAUAUCCUAUUUUGUCUUUGUUGCCAGAAAUCAGUGUAGUGUCAAACACUCCAAAUGACUGUCAAGUGUAAACCCUUCUUCCACUCCACUUUUGGCAGCUGUUGGUUAAGGCCUCUGAUAACAGAUGUGGGAACUGUAAUGUGUGCGGUGUGUACGUGUCCUUGGCUGUCAGCCCAUUGCCGUUUCAGUGUGUGUUUCUAUAUGCAGUAUAUACUAAGCUGACGUAGUCGUCUUGUCCUUUGUCUUCUCUGUGCUCUAUCUCUAGUCCGGAGUGGUACAGUCCCAUUCCUGCAGUCCUAGUGAAUCGGUGCUUCUUGGGGGUUAGUGAUUUUUGUGUGGUGGCUUUCCUCUGUCAUGUCACCCUAUGCUGCUUCUACUGUCUGUGAAUCUUCGUUUCACUUUUUAAGAUUCCUGCUGUUGCUUUGCUGGUGUAUAUUCCCCCCACCUCUCCUUUCUUUCCCUCCCUCUUUCACAUCCCCUUUUCCUUCCUCAUCUUUCCUUCCCUCAUUCUCCAAGAUAUUUUCAUUCUCAGAGAUAAAAAGACUCUUAACUAGCUCAAGGUUAAUGGAGCCAUUUUUCCCACAGUGGAGUUCUGGGUAUGACUCUUUCUUCCAGAGUACAACACAAAGCUCUGAAGAAUAAUGCUCAGAUAGAUUAAAUAAAUUGAUGCCAUAUAGCCUCAGUUAUUAACAUUCCCAGAGUCCCUUGUGCUCUCCCUAUAAGUAGUGGGUGCUUUUCUUUGGUUUCUGUCCAGGUUGGCUGAUGGAGCAAUAUGUAAAGCAAUUACCAGUGGGACAGGAAAUUAUUUCAAAGGUCAACCAACAUUUUUUAAAAAUGAAAGGGGAGGUGGUCAUGGAAUAUAGAAUUGCCAUAUAUAUUUGUUUCUGCGUGCAAUGCUAAUAUAGUAAUUCGGCUGUCCUUUGAAUAUCACUAUGUUGAGUGGAUUCCUCUAGGACCUUUGAUUCCAUGAGUUGGACCCAUAUCACUGUGGAAUAAUAGCAAAAAGAAGUUAAAUGCCACAAAUUUUAAUAGGGAUCUUACCUGAAGGAUUUAAGUACGUUUAGAAGGUGAAGAGGGCCAAUCAUGAUAUUUAAAGAUUAAUUUUGGAAGCUCUACUCUAGCUAUCGGACAAUCAAAGGAAUGCACCUAUCAGCUACAAAGAACAGCUAAGACAGCUGUUUUUUUUUCUUUUAUAAAUGUUUCUGUGUUGUGUCAAAAUGAUUUCUGGUGAUUUAAACUAACAGAUAAUCACAGCUGCUGUCUAAAUCCAUAGUGUUUAAAAUUACAAAAUGAAAAAAAAAACACGUCAUUACCUGUGAAGACUGUGUCUGUGUUUUUAACUAUUUCUUGUACAAAUAUAUGAAAACUUUUAUGAGGAGACUGGUGCCAAGUAGCUGAAUAAUGGGGAAAGGGAUAUUCUGUUCGUAAAAAUCUUAGCAGUGUUACCAACUCUACAAUAUAUAUAUAAAAAAAAUUAAAACGUUACAAAGCGACAGCUAUGGUACAUUUGUUUUGUGUGAAGCUAACCGGACCUAACUUCCUGAGUGCCUGGCUUAUUUUGAAACAUUUUUUUUCAUUGACCAUUGAUAAUGCUGCAAAUCAGAAAUGUACAUACUUCAUUUACAACAGGGUUCUUUUUAUACUUUUGUAGAUUCUCAUACAUGUCACAUACAUGGUUGUCUUUAUGUAACUUAAUUUUUUCAUCCGCAGGUGCCAUUUUCAUAAUAAACUUCUCUUGGAUUUGUUACUAUCUGGCAUCAUUUCUUUUACAUGCAACCAUCCUAACUAAUGAAUGCUGGUAGUAUUUGUUUAAGCAGGUACCUUGGUCAUUAUUCUUGAUUUAAAAAAAAAAAGUGAAAAACAAAAAUGCAUCCAUAUUUUUGCUAGUUUUGGAAAAAAUGCAUAGCUUGUGUACUGAUAAGGCUGACAAGGCACAGAUUAAGUCGCUAAUCCAAAUACUACACGGAACUUUCAACCAUCCUAAAUUUUCAGCUACCCUAACUCAUUGUCAUACUGAGCAUUAUUAUUAUGCACAUUAUCAAAGCUGAACAAUGGGCCUGCAACAUCAACCACUAUGGGAAAUGUGCAUUUUUCUCUUGAUUAAUGCACAGUAAGUGACGACAGUUUCCAUACAUGAAUCAUUUAAAAUGCACUCGAUAUUUUCAUUUAUUACAAUAUAUAAUGUAUAACCAACUGUUCCCUUGCUUAUAUCUUCUUGUUAAACUAAAUAUGUGUUUUCUUCCUCCAGUCAAGCUGAGUAGGACAUGGUUGUGCUGGAUUAUCGGUUAGCUCAGCACGCAGCCUGUCACAUUUAAGGCAGAGCAGCUAGCUAACUCCAAAAGAGAGAGAAAGAGAACACAAACUUCAGCUGCUAUCUCAAAGUUAAGGAUACAGAUGAGUCAACUGUUAAAUCUGUGCUGUCCAGAAAAUGAAGAGAGCUGAGCUGAAAGAAAAGGCAAACACUUGUGUCUGAAAGCUGCCAGCUGUAGUAUCACAUCCUAGUUUUGAGUCUUCAGGGACAUUAGCCACUUUGAGGGUUCUUUUUGUAAUGGACGGUUGCUUCUGUCUAAUGGAUAUGGAAGUGCAGUUAUGGUUGUGGGGCCCUAGAUUUCUCCCCAAUGCCCUUUAUGGGUCCUUGAAAUAAGAACUUCAAUAUUGGAAAUGGGCAGAGAGUGACUGAGAGCACAGAAUUGGGUUUUCCCAACACUUCUCCAAAAUUCAUCUCUCCCUUUUGCUCUUAAAAGUCAGAAGAAUACAGUCUAGUAAAGUUGAGAAGAGAAACAUUGUUGAAGCUAGAAACUCAAUCCUGAGAAGAUGAGUGAAGGCUGGCUCACUCAAGCCACUGUGUCUGGUAGGUGGUAGUGGGGCUGGCUCUCAGUGGGGGCCUCCAGAGUUCUGCAUGGGGAAGGGCUGACCUAGGCAGAAGGGCUGUUGUAGGAGUAUGGGAUUUAGGACCAACCCUCUGUCAGCUGAUGACUGUGUUGGUCAACCAUAACACUUUACUUCUGGACAUCCCUUCAGCCCUGUGACCUGGAGGUGGUGGAAAAGGAAACAGGGAGACCAAACAUGCAUAGGGAAACUGACAUCCUCACAGCAUCUGGAGCUUUAUCAGUGUAAGUGGUGGAAAUCCUGGAUUUGUACCCAAGCUCAGGACUCCCUACCUAUCAACCUUUUAUUUACACCCAUCAUUGCUAAAAUAUAUCACUAAUGGAAUAAAGAGUAUCUCUCAGCCAGAAAGUGAGCAAGCCCUGGGCUCAGACCUGCUGCCCAUUAGGCAGCACCACCACUGCUGCAGUCCCAGGCCGGCAGCCCAGCCAGGGCCCCGGGCUCCUCAAGGCACAGGGCCCCUCCCUUGUCAGGCUGGCAGCACGUCAGGUUGUCAAGGCUCCAGUUUGCAGGCAGUGGGCAGAGCAGUGAUCUGUGGCCAGCUCUCUGCACCUUCGCUCUUCUCCUUCCCAGCCAGUACAGAUACUUGUUUAUUUGGCAAUAAGGAACAAGAAAAAAAAAAACUUAAAUAAAAGCAGCAGCCAGGACAAGAGGGAACAUAUGCAUUCAGUUGAACAUAAAGAAAUUGGUUUUAGUUCUUGUGAACUAUCAUUCUUAUCCAUCUUUACCUACUCUUUGACAAAGCCUGCUUACAUUAGGCAUGUUUAAA